AUUACUUGAGUUGAGACGAUGAUGAGUUUCGUAAGAUUUAUGCGAAAAUGGCUUCUUCUGUCUCUGCGUGCUUCACUCCCCAAUCCUUCGCUCGUCGCAAUGCCAAUCGCAGCAAAGUUCGAAACCCUAAAUUUCAGAAACCAGUGGUCCCUGGCGGCGAAGCCACCACCUACACUCGUCUUCCACUCAAGCACGACUAUUCCUCUUCUUCCCCUCUCUCGCCUCCCGAAAUCAAGCUCUCCGAAGCGACCCCGCCCAUCGACCACCUCCUCCGCAAUCGCAAACGGCAAACUCAGCGGGAACACGGCGACGUUUUCGAAGGCAAUGCCAAUUCCGAACCUGAAAGCGACGGCGAGGUUGAAGCCUUCGAGUAUUCGGGAGACGAGAAUGUGGAGGAAGUGUAUCCGAGCGAAAAGGAGAAGGGGGUGCCGGCGGUGAUGCGAUGCUUCGACCGGGCUAAGAUAUAUGUGAAGGCGGGGGACGGUGGGAAUGGUGUGGUGGCGUUCCGGCGGGAGAAGUACGUGCCGUUGGGGGGACCUUCGGGGGGUGAUGGCGGGAGGGGCGGCGACGUGUACGUGGAGGUGGACGGGGCCAUGAACUCGCUGCUGCCGUUUCGGAACAGCGUGCAUUUCCGGGCAGGGAGAGGGUCCCACGGGCAGGGGAGCUUGCAGAGUGGAGCAAAGGGGGAGGACGUGGUGGUGAAGGUGCCACCUGGAACCUUGAUUCGGAUGAGUGGAGAAGAUGAUGUGUUGUUGGAGAUGGUGUAUCCGGGGCAGAAAGGUUUGGUAUUGCCUGGUGGUAGAGGAGGUAGAGGAAAUGCUUCUUUCAAGUCCGGGAAUAAUAAGGUCCCCAAGAUUGCGGAGUACGGCGAAGAGGGUCAUGAAAUGUGGUUGGAGUUAGAACUGAAGCUCGUUGCGGAUGUUGGUAUAGUUGGUGCUCCUAAUGCGGGAAAAAGUACACUUUUGAGUGUUGUUAGUGCUGCAAAGCCGGCGGUGGCUAAUUAUCCCUUUACUACACUGCUUCCAAAUCUCGGUGUUGUUUCCUUUGACUAUGAUUCAACCAUGGUAGUUGCAGACCUUCCAGGUCUUCUUGAAGGGGCACACCGAGGUUUUGGUUUAGGCCACGAGUUUUUACGCCACACUGAGAGGUGUUCUGCCCUGGUACAUGUUGUUGAUGGUUCGUCACUGCAGCCAGACCUUGAGUUUGAUGCAGUUCGUCUAGAACUAAAACUAUUCAAUCCUGAACUUGCUGAGAAGCCUUUUGUAGUUGCUUUUAACAAAAUGGAUCUUCCAGAAGCAUAUGAAAACUGGGAAUCCUUCAAAGAAAAUUUGCAGUCUCGUGGGAUCACACCUUUUUGUAUGAGUGCUGUUACAAGGGAAGGUACUCAUGAAGUUAUCUCUGCUGCGUAUGAGCUUUUGCGUAAAAGUAAAGAAGAAAAUGAGGAAUACGAAGAUGGAAAAGAUAUGGUAAACUUGAAUCAUGUAGCUGAUGCAGUACAGAGGCAGCGGAAUGCAUCCAUCAGUGAUUUUGAGAUUUUUCAUGAAAGUGAUUCAAAUAUUUGGCAUGUAGUUGGAUCUGGACUACAAAGAUUUAUUCAGAUGACAAAUUGGAGGUACAUUGACUCGGAGAGAAGAUUCCAACAUGUUCUUGAGGCUUGUGGUGUGUACAAGUCUCUCAUGAAACUUGGUGUAAAGGAAGGGGACACAGUAGUUGUUGGAGAGGUGUGUCUUUUGCUUCUCCUUGGCGUUUCUAUUCACUACAAUCCUUGAUAACUCAAUGAACAGUGAUUGAUGUUAACAUAUGGUUUAGUAAAUGAAAUUUAGUUGCCCUUAAAUGUGGAACAUUAUUGAUCCCUGCUUCGUGACAA
Molecule: messenger RNA, 1867 nt
Organism: Vigna umbellata (rice bean)
Lineage: Eukaryota; Viridiplantae; Streptophyta; Magnoliopsida; Fabales; Fabaceae
Source: RefSeq, a predicted model, not a curated record